AUGGCCGACACAAGUAGAAAACAGACAAAGCUCAUCCGAGCUGCGAGCUUCCCCUAUCCCAAUCCGAACACACUAACUGCGUCGCAAAUUAGAAUACCAAAUACUGAGAGCACACUCUCCAACCACGCGCACACUCCUGCCCAAAGAGACAGCUCCAUCUCCGGCCCUGACACCUCCGAAAACAGUGCGCUCGCUUCGUCCGGCCUUUCAACACAAAAGCCAAAUGUCGCCUCCAUUUCAAUUGCUCGCCAGCUUCUUUGCGCAAAUUUUCCUCUUCGCACAUAUCAGGAAUCCACUUCGUUUUCCGCAUUGUCCCCAUUAUUUAACGCCAUCCUAUCUAUCUAUCUAUCUAUCUAUCUAUCUAUCUAUCUAUCCCAGUCUGUCUAUCUAUUCCAGCUGUUCGUAUGUAUGUAUGUAUAUAUGUAUGUAUGUAUCUAUGUAUGUAUCUAUUCUUAUCUAUCUAUCUAUCUAUCUAUCCAGGCUGUAUGCUGUUCGCAUCAUCUAUCUAUCUAUCUAUCUAAUUCAUCAUUCAUCUAUUAUCUAUCUAUCCUUCAGCCUGUUCAUAUCUGUCUCAUUUCCUUUUUAUCUUGGAACCCGUUCUUAAACCACCGCCCCUCAUUACGGAUCUGCCUUCUCUUGAAUUUCUUGUGUAAAUGCUCCUUGCAAGGCGUUUCCCUUCACGUCAGUUCGCGUUACAGGUUCUGUAGCCGUAAUCCGCCGACCAUUUUUCUAUCCACAAUGAUCUUUCUCAACCAACGUACCUUUAAGCGCCCAUUCAUAUCUAUUCUGUAA
Messenger RNA from Acanthosepion pharaonis, 792 nucleotides. Lineage: Eukaryota; Metazoa; Mollusca; Cephalopoda; Sepiida; Sepiidae. The record is from the annotation of a GenBank genome assembly.